AUGUCAACGAGGAGAAAUUUUAUAUCAGAAUUUAUCGAGAACAUAAAACAUGAAUUGAAUAAAAACAAAGAAAUGAAAGACAGUUUAAAAAAAUUUCGAGAAGAAGCAGAGAAACUUGAACAGUCAGAUUCACUGAAGAAAGCUCGUGAGAAAUAUCAAUCUAUAGAAGCUGAAACAGUGAAGAGCUCCGAUGCACUGAAGAAAAAAAUAUCUGAAAUGGUCAAAGAAAAGCUGAGUGAUGUAGAGAAAUCUGAGUAUGCAAAGAAAGGUAAAGAGAUUGUUGAUGACGUUGCUCAGAGCAUGGGUAGAGCAGCUGACACUGUAUCCAGACAAACAGAACAACUGGCCAAGAGUCAAGUCUUCAAGACUGUUUCAUCUGGUGUGAAAACUUUGAAAGAAGAAAUUAAAGAGUCAACAACUUAUGAAAGAAGCACCCUUUACAAGGCUCCUGAGAAACUACGGAAGCGUGAGGAGUACAUGGUGAAACCGGGUGAAGAGAAGCCCAUUGAAGCCAACUUUGACGCAUCGGGUGUGGUACUGCACAAGGACUCACAGUGGUAUCAGAGCUGGCAGUUAUUUAAGGACAACAACCAGCUCGUCAACAAGUUGUUUGACAUGAAGACUCGCUACGACGAGAGUGGCAACGUCCUCAUCAGAGCCACAAGAACCGUCACAGACAAGCUGUCUGAAUUAUUUGGCGGUAUAUUCACAAAGACCGAGAUGUCGACAGUCUUGACGGAGAUCAUCCGCAUGGACCCAACUUUCGACAAGGAACAAUUCAUCAAGUUGUGCCAGUUCGACUUUAUACCGAACAUCUUGGAGGCCAUAGUGCAGGGAAACUUGGAAAUCUUGCAAGAUUGGUGUCAUGAAGGAGCCUUCAACAUUCUGGCAACUCCGAUAAGGCAGGCUCAAGCAGCCAAUUACAAAUUUGAUUCCAAAGUGUUGGACGUUAACCAUGUUGAUAUAGUAGCUGGCAAGAUAAUGGACCAAGGACCUGUCCUGGUCAUCAGCUUCACUGCCCAACAAAUCAUGGUCGUCAGAGAUCUCAUGAACAAUGUCGUCGAGGGAGAUCCAGAGAAGAUAAUGAGAAUAUUUUAUGUGUGGGCCUUCUGCAGAGAUCAGAACGUCCUUGAUCCCAGGGCCGCCUGGAAGUUGAUCGAUCUGUCUGCAAGUCCCAUGGAACAGUGGUUGUGA
This is a messenger RNA of Helobdella robusta, 1194 nucleotides long. RefSeq lists its product as hypothetical. Gene Ontology annotation, molecular function: protein-folding chaperone binding. Gene Ontology annotation, cellular component: mitochondrial inner membrane. NCBI's taxonomy places the organism in Eukaryota, Metazoa, Annelida, Clitellata, Rhynchobdellida, Glossiphoniidae. Bases 1 to 1194 code for a protein of 397 amino acids. Gene Ontology annotation, biological process: protein import into mitochondrial matrix. The record is from RefSeq and is a predicted model, not a curated record. The transcript has 14 exons.